UGGUGUUAACAGUUUACGAGUUGAAAAUAUUUUGUAAAGAAAUAAAAUUUAAAAAUGUGUUGCCCAAAUAUGAGAACGCUUAGCCUUAUUGUUGGCUGGAUACAUUUAAUAUUGGCUGUUAUUUUAGCCAUUUCCACGUUGAUAUAUUUGUGCACCUAUAACAAUCAAACCUAUGAGGAUACCAUUAUCGAAGAGAAAAUUUCCAAUACCGGCCUACCCACGUUGGUAUUUCUUUUCUUAUUUAGUGUGGCCAGUGUAAUAUUUGAUAUAAUGCUGCUGAAAGGAAUUUCAGAGGAACGACACAAGCUGAUGUCACCAUUUGUUUUUGGCAAUUAUGUGGCCUUGGGAAUCCAAACAUGCCUAACAGUUUACAAUGUUUUUAAAGACCUCAUUGAUUCAGCAACGUUUGGGGAUUUAAUGAUUCACUUGAUAUUGAAUUCGGUGACCUUGGGUAUUAUGAUAUUUUUCUUCUACCCCAUCUACCAAGUCUAUCAGCAGAUACGCUGGAACAGUGAGAAUCCCAUGCAGCCACAAUAUGACAACGCCGAAGCUGGAGUGAAGCCGAUCGAGUCGGCAAACAAUGGCAUUUAUGUUAAUUAAAUAUUUAGUUUUUAUUAACUUGUUCAAAAAUGUUUGUCUACAAUUUACUUUUUUUUCUAUAAAUAAUUGUUAUUUAUUAAAACAUAUAUAUCACAAAUAGUAUUUAUAUAUUAUUAAAAUUCCAAUGAAAACAAUUAAAUGUACUAUAUGUUGAGGUCAUCUAAGGUUUCUUUGAAAUUUUACCAAAAAUAUAUAUAUUUACAUAUAUGAAAUAAUACAAAACAAGUAGAAAGUUACCCAAAUAUUAAUUUGAUUUUA
Molecule: messenger RNA, 858 nt
Organism: Musca domestica (house fly)
Lineage: Eukaryota; Metazoa; Arthropoda; Insecta; Diptera; Muscidae
Exons: 4
Coding region: 55-600 (181 amino acids)
Source: RefSeq, a predicted model, not a curated record